Molecule: messenger RNA, 954 nt
Organism: Trichoderma gamsii
Lineage: Eukaryota; Fungi; Ascomycota; Sordariomycetes; Hypocreales; Hypocreaceae
Exons: 2
Coding region: 1-954 (317 amino acids)
Molecular function (GO): hydrolase activity
Source: RefSeq, a predicted model, not a curated record
AUGGAUGAAGCCCACAACACAGUCAUAGAGGGACAGGAAACCUUGUUCCCAAAUGGCGGAUGGGAUGUACACCACCACAUCUUUGAGCCUUCUAGGUUUCCCUACGCCCCUGAUAGACAUCUUACACCGCCGGUCGCAUCCAUCAAAGCAUACUUGAAGUGGAAAGCAGAUCUGGGCCUUACACACUCAGUCCUUACUCACGGACUGUCGUAUGGAAAUGACUGCACAUCCCUCCAAUCAUACGUGCCAGAGUUGGGCAAAAGCUGCACUUUGGGAAUCGGCGUCAUAGACCCAGCAACUACAACCCCUGUCGAACUCCGACAGAUGAGAGAAGCCGCAAUUCGUGGCAUUCGGGUCAAUAUCUACAAGUAUAACGCCAUGCACAACGUCGAGCGCCAGAAAGUGGCGCUGAGAGAGCAUGCCGCAGUCGUGAAACGCCAUUGCCCUGGUUGGAGCAUGGCCUUCGCCCAUACACAUCUAGAAUUUUGGUGCGAAUUAACACCAGUCGUGGAGAAAAUUGCUGCAAGCGGUAUCCCCAUCGUCACUGAUCACUUUGCUCUCCUUAAAGCCGCUAGCACAUUGCCAGAGGAGUACAAGGGCGACAUCACUUUACAACCUGGUUUCGCGGAUGUUGUAUCGCUUGUACGGUCUGGCGCUCUGUACGUCAAAAUCAGCGCACCGUAUCGGAUUAGUGACUUGGCGCCUGACUACGCAGACGUGCGCCCUUUGGUCACUGCAUUAGUAGAAGCGAAUGCGCGGCAGAUACUAUGGGGUAGCGACUGGCCUCAUACGCCGAGGAUGAGGGUCAGGUCAAGGGAGGAGGCGCUUCAGGAAACUCCUUAUCUGAAGAUUGAUGACCGGGCAUGGCUAAGACAGCUAAAGAGCUGGUUAAAAGAGGAGCAGUGGCAUUUGAUCAUGGUGAAGAACCCGCAGAGGCUUUACGGCGGGCAGUAG